Messenger RNA from Trichosurus vulpecula (common brushtail), 2364 nucleotides. It is a transcript of the gene ASB10, whose product is annotated as ankyrin repeat and SOCS box containing 10. Gene Ontology annotation, cellular component: nucleus; cytoplasm. Gene Ontology annotation, molecular function: protein binding. The record is from RefSeq and is a predicted model, not a curated record. Gene Ontology annotation, biological process: intracellular signal transduction. Lineage: Eukaryota; Metazoa; Chordata; Mammalia; Diprotodontia; Phalangeridae. Bases 276 to 1673 code for a protein of 465 amino acids. The transcript is spliced from 6 exons.
UGGAGCCCAGAAUAGCUUCUGGGGAAUUUAGCAUUAGAGGCUGUCUUUUAGCUGCAGGACUAAGAGGAGUCUCUGUCGUGUCUUCCUGUCCUUGUCCAUGUUUCUGUCUGUCUUUGCCUCCCCCUCUUCUCCCUCCCCCUCUCUUCCUAUCACUGCCUCUCCCUCUCCCCUGGUCUCACCUCUCCCUUCCCUGUCUCUGCCCUGAACUCUAUCUCUCCUUCCUCUUUUUUCACAAUAUCUUUGCCCUCAACCCCAGACCCCAUCACCCUUUCGUUAUGGGCAGCCCCUCGUCCCCAGAAGACUGCAGAGAGCUGGGGGGUGGCCCACGUAGUAGCCUUUGUGCCAGGUUGGUGGAGAAAGCAGACAAAGAUCCCAGUGAGGGUCAGGAGCCAGGUCAUGGGCCCAUAGUUACCAGGACAGCCUCGGGGCCCACCUUGGAGUUCUGGCAAGCUGUGCUGGUCGGGGAUGUGGCCUCUGUCUCCCAUCUCUUGGCCUCCCCUGGCACUGGCCUCACCCCGGAUAUUGUCUUUGAUACCAGCGAUCCAGAGAGAUGGAGAGAUUUCAGAUACAACAUUCGAGCUCUGAGGCUCUGGUCUCUGACCUAUGUGGAAGAGCUGACCACUCCGAUACAUGUAGCAGCCAGCCGAGGCCACGAACAAGUUCUCCAGCUGUUGCUAAGUCGAGGAGCCCAGCCAGAUGCUGCCCCCGGGGGUCGCACUGCUCUGCAUGAAGCCUGCAUCUCUGGCCAUGCACCCUGCGCCCGACUGUUGCUUGUAGCAGGAGCUGAUCCAGACGUCCCAGACCAGGAUGGGAGGCGCCCUUUACACCUGUGCCAGGGGCCUGGUGCCCUCCAGUGUGCAGAGCUGCUGCUGAGGUUUGGUGCCAGUGUGGAUGGUCGAUCUGAGGAAGAAGAGGAGACACCUCUACAUGUGGCAGCCCGAGGAGGGCUGACAGAACUGGCUGCAUUACUCUUGAGGAAGGGAGCUUGUCCAGAUGCCCGUGAUGCCGAAGGACGGACCCCUCUUCUGGCUGCCUGCUCAGUCCCUUUCCUUCCCCCGGCUGAGGCUGAAGCAGCCACCUCCAAGUGUCUCCACCUGUGUCACCUGCUUCUCUCUGCAGGUGCCGAUGCGGAUGCUGCUGAUCAUGACAGGCAGCGGCCCCUGCAUCUAGCUUGUCGUCGUAGCAAUGUGGCUGUGGCUGAGCUACUCCUGUCCCAGGGAGUCAGUGUCAAUGCCAUGGACUACGGUGGCCACACAGCCCUGCAUUGGGCCUUGCAGGGUCCAGCUGCUGCCCUGCCCUGUAGCCCAGAACAAGUGGUCCGAGCUCUACUCAAUCACGGUGCUGUUCGAAUCUGGCCUGGAGCCCUUCCCAAGGUGUUGGAACGCUGGUGUGAAUUUCCCCGGAUAAUUGAGGUUCUGAUGAAUACCUACAGUCUUGUGAAGCUUCCAGGGGAUGCAGUGGACCUUAUACCCCCAGAGGUCCUGCAGAAGCAUGGCGAUUUCUACUCUUCCCUCUUCACCUUGGUGGGUCGGCCGAGAUCCUUGAAGCACCUGAGUCGUCACGCUCUCCGAUCUCACCUGUCUGGCUGCUUGUCCCAGGCACUGCCCCGGCUGCCCCUGCCUCCUUGCCUUCUUCGCUACCUACAGUUGGACUUUGAGGAUGUUCUUUAUUAGAGAUUCCUGCCAAGAUUACCUAAGAAACAACAAUUCAUCCAGCCGGGCUUCCCAGAAGCUAGAACUAGAAAAGUGGGACCGGGGUUUUGCUUCCUGGUUGAUGACAUCCAGGAGUGUGCUUCUGUGACAGUCCAGAGACCAAAGAUCCCCAAAGUCCAUCUGCCUGCCCUUCUAUCACUAGCCACUCUCACCUAGCCCCAUGCCACUACCCACAAGGAUUCUGCCCCCAUUGGUACCUCUCAGGCCUGGAGGGGAGGUAAUUUAGAUUCUCUUGGGUCCCUUCCCCUGCCCCCAACUCUUUUAGCUCCAAGUGAAAGUAUUCCUAGUUAGAGCUGUGCCUCUCAGGCUCUUAGCUAGAUAUAGAAUGCCAGAAUCUGAGCCUUGGGAAACAAGGUACCUGGGGCCAGCUCUAGCCAGGACUGCCCUGAUGGAGAAAGAGACUAGUGCUGCAGGUAGGGUGCUGUACCAGUAGGGCAGAAAGAUGCUGGUGCUGAAAAGUGAAGAGAGAGGAAGAAAGCCUGUACUGAUGACAGAGGAGAACAAAAGAGACUGAGAGUUUGGGGGGGUGGCUCUUGGGCGUCUAUGGGAGCUUUAUUUGUAUUCCACUUCCCUCACUGCAGUGUAUCUUUGCACUUUCUCCUUUAAACUCAGACUCUGGACAUGAAUUAAAAUGUUGUCUCUGUUGUCUAUC